UGAGGAUGCGAAAAACGGAUAUUCAAGAACGGGAUUUGGAUGCGAUACGUGUCCCGUUUCGAUUGACAAGAAAAGCUUCGUUGCACACCACGCCAGCCAAGCCAUUAUAUAUGUUAUCAUCCUCUAUCCCUCUCGUCGCCUACCUCCUCUUCCUCUUCCUCUUCCUGCAUUUCUCCGCGUGUGUGUAUGUGUGUAUACUCUCUCAAGUACGCACAUACAUACACAUCCAUUCGUACAUAAAUACUUAUAUCUCUUCUUCCUUCGCCGUUAAUUCUCUGAAUCCCUAGCUCUUCUGUUCUCCGAUCCGAUCAUGGCCUCGCUUGUCAACAACGCUAACGGCGCCGUCAAUGGUUUUCCUGGAAUAUCCCAGAAGCUCAUUAUCGAUACCGACCCUGGGAUCGAUGAUAGCAUGGCCAUUCUUAUGGCUUUUCAAAGUCCAGAUGUGGAGGUUCUGGGUUUGACAACCAUUUUUGGUAAUACAACUACCGAACUUUCAACACUCAAUGCUUUGCUUUUGUGUGAGAUGGCAGGCCGUGAAGAUAUUCCAGUUGCACAGGGAAGCCAUGAGCCAUUGAAGGGUGGAAAGCCUCGUGUUGCUGAUUUUGUUCAUGGUAAAGAUGGACUAGGGAACACAUUCCUACCCCCACCUAAAGGUGAGAAAAUUGAGAAAAGUGCUAGUGAGUUUUUGGUAGAGAAAGUCUCUGAAUAUCCUGGUGAAGUAUCUGUGCUAGCACUUGGACCACUAACAAAUUUGGCUUUGGCAAUCAAAAGGGAUUCUUCCUUUGCAAGCAAAGUGAAGAGAAUAGUUAUACUUGGUGGUGCAUUCUUUGCCUUGGGGAAUGUGAAUCCUGCUGCAGAAGCCAAUAUCCAUGGAGACCCGGAAGCCGCAGAUAUUGUGUUUACCUCUGGGGCAGAUAUUGUUGUUAUUGGAAUAAACAUUACAACCCAAGUCCAAUUCACAGAUGCUGAUCUCCUCGAACUGAAGGAAUCUAAAGGAAAGUAUGCUCCCUUCUUGAGUGACAUAUGCAAAUUCUAUAGGGACUUUCAUGUAAAAUCUGAUGGUGUCCACGGAAUUUUCCUCCACGAUCCUGUAAGUUUUGUGGCAGUUGUGCGUCCAGAUCUUUUCACAUACAAGAAGGGGGUAGUGAGGGUAGAAACACAAGGCAUCUGUGUUGGGCAUACACUUAUGGACCAAGGAUUGAAAAACUGGAAUACGAGCAACCCAUGGACGGGUUAUUCUCCUGUUGCAGUUGCUUGGACAGUGAAUCUCGAGGAAGUUCUUGAUUAUAUCAGGGAGCUGGUGAUGAAACCCUGAAGUAUAGGCAUUUGUACUACCCUUCUGACAGACAAAAAACAUUGGAAAGUGAUAGGACGAUAGCUUCUUAUUUGCAAAAAUAUGCAUAAGGUCAUUUUCUUUAUUUCAUUCAAGGUCACAAUGAGUUCUUACCCCGUUUAAUAUUAUAAAGUUCAUGUACCAAUGAAAUUCUCUUUACAUGAACUUAUUUGUGUUUGGAUUUCGCUACUCUUAUUUGAGAAGAAAGCAGUCAUUCUUUACUUUUCCUACCUCUGAACUUGCAUGUUGCUUCUUAGUUCUUACUAUGGUAUUAUAGAAUUUCGGUUUGAAAAUCGCACUAAAGACUUCUUCGCUUGUACCAAGAAUAUUCAUAAUUCCAUUAUUAUCUCAGUUCUGAAUUCUGAAAUA
Glycine soja is the source of this 1702-nucleotide messenger RNA. Its product is annotated as uridine nucleosidase 1-like. Gene Ontology annotation, biological process: purine nucleoside catabolic process. The coding region runs from base 311 to 1315 and encodes 334 amino acids. Lineage: Eukaryota; Viridiplantae; Streptophyta; Magnoliopsida; Fabales; Fabaceae. Gene Ontology annotation, cellular component: cytosol. Gene Ontology annotation, molecular function: purine nucleosidase activity. The record is from RefSeq and is a predicted model, not a curated record. The transcript is spliced from 9 exons.